Messenger RNA from Drosophila subpulchrella, 1379 nucleotides. RefSeq lists its product as uncharacterized. The record is from RefSeq and is a predicted model, not a curated record. The transcript has 4 exons. NCBI's taxonomy places the organism in Eukaryota, Metazoa, Arthropoda, Insecta, Diptera, Drosophilidae. The coding region runs from base 270 to 1304 and encodes 344 amino acids.
GUCCCGAAAAAAAGUCGAAAAACCAAGACAUAAAAUCAAUUGAGGCUCUGACAAGCGCUUUUCCUUGGUACUAAAGGACCGCCGAGUAGAAAUUGAACAGUGAAAAACGUGUGGAGAUCUUUGCUUGAUCUUUAGCUUUCAACUUUGUCGGAUGAGGAAGGAGAAUUUUCCAGCGUAAAAUAGGACAUAGGAAACGCAACCAGUUUGGGAUUUGGAAUUUUUCCCAGCCAAUAAAGAUUAUCAGUCAACACUCAUUACUUAACCCAACGAUGGAGUUGGGGAACGUGUUAAGGCGCCACAGCCACCUGCUCCUCCUGCUGCUACUGCCACUUGUCAGCUUAUGUCCAAAUGCGGGGGCUCUCAAUCGACAGGCGGAUGCCGGACAGGAUUUCGAUAUGGCUGCACAGCUGGCGGAUGCGGAGGCCCAGGCAAAGCCGGAUCACGAUGUCGAUUCCCCGGACACGCCGCACAUACGAAAGAAGCGUCUCAUCUGGAUCACGGACGAUGGCCGGUUGGCCCUUCCCCCAGGCACUUCCCUGACUUUCGUGCCAACCAUUGCCAUGCCCCUGGUGCGACAUCCACCCGAGGGAUUCUUCUCCAACCUGACCAUCAGCUUUCCCGUGACCAUUGACUUUGACAAGCUGGGACUGACGGACAACCAAAAUCCUCUGGGGGAUCUGCCGCCGUUAUUCGCCCGAUCCUUUGGUCACGAGGCGGGGCACAUGGUGGGUGAAUAUGUGGCCAGGUAUCUGCAUGUCCAGCGCCGGAAGAGGGAUCUCAGCGAGCAGCGCAGCAGGAGCGACGAGGAUCAUCCGUUUAGGGUGCACGAGGAGGGUCCCAAGUUUCCGGAACUGCCCGCCGGACUGCAGCACAUCUUCCAUGGAGGAGAGAGGGUUUUGCUGUACGGCGUGGUGGAGGACUUCCUGUCCACCUUUGGCAUGGAUGGCAAGGCCUGUUUGCUGAGGACCAUCUGCGAGAUGCACUCGAGGAGUCUGGAGAAGUUUGGGGUCUUUGGUGAAAUGACCAAGCUGUUUUUAACUGUCACCAAAUCACCUUUUUCCGACCUGGUGCCUGACUACGUUCAAGCCCAGGAAGUGGGCGAAGGGAAACAGGCCCCGGGAGAAUGUUUUCCCUACUUCAAGGCCUGUCCGAAGAGCAUUUUUAAGGCCUUGUCUAACAAAUAUGGCAAGCCAUCCCCUGCGACCAAGACGAAACCCACGGACAGACCCGUGGGGGAGUAUCAUGAGGAGCAGGUGAUCCAGCUACCCACCACUCGAGAUCGGGACAACGAUGUGUAUAUGUAGAGCCCAAUUCCCUCCACCUCGAUAGCGAACUCCCAUUGUUGACCUCGUCUAGUUUUUAGGAUUACGAUUGAAUUG